Molecule: messenger RNA, 2641 nt
Organism: Alosa alosa (allis shad)
Lineage: Eukaryota; Metazoa; Chordata; Actinopteri; Clupeiformes; Clupeidae
Gene: stc2a
Product: stanniocalcin 2a
Exons: 4
Coding region: 123-1007 (294 amino acids)
Biological process (GO): intracellular calcium ion homeostasis
Cellular component (GO): extracellular region
Molecular function (GO): hormone activity
Source: RefSeq, a predicted model, not a curated record
UCCCCGCGUCACCCCGAGCAGCGGUUACAACACAGGAACCAGAAAAUCCCAGGGGUUACCGCUCCAUUUAAAUAUAGACUUACAGCAACAAUAUCCAGAUCUAAUUGUGGGUCACUGUAGAUAUGUUGGUCAAAUUUGCAAUAGCGCUGUUGGUGCUCUCAGUCUUUGAACAAGUAGUGGGGACGGAUAAUAUCGAUUUUCAUGACAAUCCUCCAGAAAAACCGGCCAGUCAGAAAGGACGGCUCUCUCUACAGAAUACAGCUGAAAUCCAGCAUUGUCUGGUGAGUGCGGGCGAUGUUGGCUGUGGCGUUUUCGAGUGUUUCGAGAACAACUCGUGCGAGAUCCGUGGCCUGCAGGAGAUCUGCAUGACCUUCCUGCACAACGCUGGCAAGUUUGACUCGCAGGGUAAAUCCUUCAUCAAGGAUGCACUGAAGUGCAUGGCCCAUGGCCUGCGCCACAAGUUCAGCUGCAUCAGUCGCAAGUGUCUGGCCAUCAAGGACAUGGUGUUUCAGCUACAGCGGGAGUGCUACAUCAAGCACAACCUCUGCUCGGCCGCCAAGGACAAUGUCAACGUCAUGGUGGAGAUGAUCCACUUCCAGGACCUGUUCCCCAAAGGGCCGUAUGUGGAACUGGUGAACAUCCUCCUGAGCUGCGGCGAGGAAGUAAAGGAGGCCAUCACACGCAGUGUGAGGUCGCAGUGCGAGCAGAACUGGGGCGCUCUGUGUGAAAGCCUGACCCUGUGUUCGCCCAUGCCUAACGCUCAGGUGCCCGGGGCCCCCGGGGGCCCCCCAGAUCGCCGCCCUGCUGGUGCUGGUGGCACUGCCACACUCCCCGCCGCGCACUCUGACCUGGACAACCCCAAAGGCUCCCGGCAAGAGAAGGACAAGCCUAGCAAAGGGGGCUUCAACGUGCACCCCAGGAGUCGUGGACAGGGGUCCCGCCGCGCAAGCCUGGAGGCCGGGGGGAUCAAGCAGGAGGACCCCGAGACCACCGACAUCCGGAGGUGAAAGAGCAGGAGACCAAAGUCCGGACCAUGACACCAACAUCCCUGUCCCCAGCACACAAACAGACUGAGCAUCAGGACAACAGAUCUACCCCCCCUUAACCCCCUCACCCGAAACAACCCACCCCCCCCUCUUUCUCCCCCUCGUCCACAAUCAUUCCAGCACUCCCAAAUUGUACAUUUUUGCAGGGUAUGUGGUGUAGUUCAUUUUGUUACUUGGUAGGCAGAAUAUUUGUUUGUUUGUUUGUUUGUUUGUUUGUUGAUAUUAUUAUUAAAUAUUGUAAUAAGAAUUAUUAUUACCACAGCUAUAGCAUCACAAAUCAUACGUAACAGUAUGAUUUAUUCACAUUUUUAUUUAUUUUAUUCUUUAUGCAAUGUUUUUAAUAUCAAAAUGUACAUAUAAGCACAUCCAUAUUUAUGUACAUGUAUAAAUAUAGUCUCCAUACACAAUACAGAGAAACUAUAUAUGUAAUAAGGUGCAUAGAAUACUCCAUUAAUUCCCAAUUAUUAGUUUUGCUAGUACAACAACCACACUUUGGGCUGUAGAUAUGUAACAUACAUUAUUUGUGAUUUUGUGUUUCAAAGUUGGAACAUGUUGUAUCAUAAUUCUAAAUACUUGAUUAAAUACAAGCUGUACAGGAAUGACGUGAAGACCUGGCACAUAGACAAGCAACAGAGAACUAGCACAGACACAGCACACAGUCGUGCAUUUGUUAAAGGGCCUAGUGCCCCCAACACCCCCCACCCCCACCCCCUGGUAGUGUGUUAUGCAGCAGUGCGCGGUCCAUCUUGCGUGUCCAUCUUGGGCCCAGAUGACUCCUGUGUGAUGUAAAGUGUUGGUCUCGUGGUAAAACACAGUGAGCUCCAGGUGCCUAUGUGUGCUUACCCCACCCCUUCUGAGCUGCUUUUAUCUGUGUCACUCUGAACCUAACCAAGGUGUAGUCUCAAUAAGCUUGUGUGAGGGGUCCCAGUUUGGCUGCUGGGAAAAGACAACUGAGGUGGAGUUCACACCGAGAUAGUUUUAUUUGCCUCUAAAAUGCAACAUACGUUGCAAAUAUUUCAAAAUAUGAGCGUUACAAAGCGCUGUGGAUAUUGGUUGUGUUUGUGUUGUUGCCAUGGUGAGUUGUUAUACUAUGCCGGAUUGCAAAGCAACAACCCUAUUGUUGAAAAAAAAAAGUGAUUGCAAAAGUUAAACUGUUUUUUUUUUUUUUUAUUUAAGCACUAGGUGUCCCGCACCAGCUACUAGUUUAGUGACUCUUUGAUCAUGGCGUUCCUUCGAGAGUCAGUUAGAAAUCGAGAGCCUGGAGGUAACAUAAGUGUCUCGUGUGAACAGCGCCUCAGGUGGCCCCUGUUGCAGUUUACUCAGGGACAGACCUGGACCAGACCUGUCCCCCUGCGGUGCUCUGCUAGCUGUGGGGAAAGUGAAAAGACACAUAAUGUGAACACAUGCUACUUCCCUAGCGGUUAGCUAACUUGCUCCUCCUAUCCCUUGCUUGGCUCAUGGCAGCUAAAACUCUCUCUAGGGGGGCUUUGAGUACUAUUGGGAGGCUGGUCGUCCCUGAUAGAUUUAAGUGAAUUAGAGUAGUGUAGUCGAAUGGUCAACGAGAAUACCACUUAAUUGUGUAUAGUGAACAGUUA